This is a messenger RNA of Eremothecium cymbalariae DBVPG#7215, 1095 nucleotides long. It is a transcript of the gene SEN2, whose product is annotated as tRNA splicing endonuclease subunit SEN2. Gene Ontology annotation, cellular component: tRNA-intron endonuclease complex. Bases 1 to 1095 code for a protein of 364 amino acids. The record is from RefSeq and is a predicted model, not a curated record. Gene Ontology annotation, biological process: tRNA splicing, via endonucleolytic cleavage and ligation; tRNA-type intron splice site recognition and cleavage. Lineage: Eukaryota; Fungi; Ascomycota; Saccharomycetes; Saccharomycetales; Saccharomycetaceae. The transcript has a single exon. Gene Ontology annotation, molecular function: nucleic acid binding; tRNA-intron lyase activity.
AUGGCGAAAUAUAUAUCGAACAGACGCAGAUAUGAGCACAAGCUACCGCUAGAACUAAUCCAGCUACCUCCUUUAAUACCUCAUAACCCAGUUUCAUGGCUACACUGGAUAUUUAAGUAUGUGACCGCUGUAAAUUAUAUGCGUCAAACUAUACCAGUAGAAAUUGAUGCUAGUGGUAAAAUAAUCAUAUCGGAUCAUGAUCAUAUGAGAUAUUUAUGGGAAAGAGGGUUUUUUGGUACUGGUCAACUCUCUAGAAGUGAGCCCACAUGGUAUGAACGUACUGCAAGUAGGUUACAGUUGGAUGGUUCUAAGCAAGACGGGGUACAGUUGGAACAGGUUACGCGCCUAAGACGAAAACAGCGAUUAGAAUUUAAGAAAGAAAGAGCUAAAUUCGAAGAGAAGAAGUUGCAUUUGAGAAUGAACGGUGUUUUGGAAAGUGAAAUCCUGGGUGAAGAACAAGCAUUUUUGAAAAGUUUACGAGAUCAAGAAUUACAAUACGGUUCAGUAAAUGAAAGCGGCAGCGGUGGCGGCAGCAGCUUCGAGGGCAUCCGCAUGGAAGACUCUGAUAUAUUAACCGAGGAUGGAACUGGUAUAAUUAAGUUGGAGAAGCUUGAGUUAAUGCCCGUUGAAGCAAUGUUCUUAACGUUUGCUCUUCCCGUGUUAGACAUCAGCAUGAAGGAUUUAUUACAUUCAAUCUUUGUGGAAACACCGUCAUUUGAACAGAUCGAAGCUCUGUGCAUGAAAUAUGCUGCGUACCACCAUUAUAGAUCUCAUGGUUGGUGUGUAAGGUCAGGAGUUAAAUUUGGAUGUGAUUACAUGUUAUACAGACAAGGCCCACCUUUCCAUCACGCUGAAUUCAGUGUCAUGGUGCUGCAUCAUAACCAAGCUCAACAUGAUUAUACAUGGUACUCUACUGUAGCAAGAGUUGUUGGUGGCGCCAAAAAAUGUCUAGUCUUGUGUUAUAUCUCUAAGAAGGCGGCAGAUGACAUAUUGAUGGAACUCUGGAGUCGUGGGAGUUAUGCACAGGCAUUUGCUCUCUUUGAAGUUAACGAAUUGGUUUAUAGAAGAUGGGUUCCAGGUAAGAAUAGAGAUUAG